AUGCCCCAGGCCUGCGGACCAGAGAGCUGCCGGUCCCAGAGAGGCUGAGGGUGGAUAACAGUUACCUCUCGGGGUCGACAAGCUUGGAUCCCAGCGAGCUGACAGUGACGGAGGCCCCCGACGACAGGCUGGCGAGGGCCAGAUACCCCGAGCUGUCAGAUGAGAUGGGCCUCCGCGUGCUGUGGCAGUCUGGAGACCUCGACCCCUCGGAAUCGCCCUCGGCCCUCUCCACCGUCUCGGCCCUGUCGGCGCUGAGGGGCAGCAGGUACUCCCGGAGGAGAAGGCCAAUGAGGCUGACCGACAGCGAGGGCCUCACGAGGGACAGCAAGGCCACCACCAACCAGGAGGAUGACUAUGAGUCAUCAGUAGACGAGCGCGAUAUCAACGAGGAUGUUUCUGGGAACGUGAGGUAUGAAAGGUCAAAUGACCUGGAGCGACAUCAACGCUGCUUUCAAGACCUUCUCAGUGACCUGCAGAGAGAGAACAUGAACCUGCAGUCUCUGUGCACCACCCUUACUCAAGAGAAGGCCCACCUUGCUAGCACUGUGCUGGAGAUGAGGGACAAACUACAGAGCUCCAGCCAGGAGAGCCUUGCACUGAAACUCCAACUCGACGCUGUGCGGGAGGAUAAAAGGCUGGGAGUGGAGAUGAGAAACGUCCACGGCAAACGUCAAGAUAUGACGAUGGAAGAGAGAGCCCAGGUCGCAGAGCAGGAG
Molecule: messenger RNA, 716 nt
Organism: Rhincodon typus (whale shark)
Lineage: Eukaryota; Metazoa; Chordata; Chondrichthyes; Orectolobiformes; Rhincodontidae
Exons: 4
Source: RefSeq, a predicted model, not a curated record